GACCUCUGACCAGGGAGUCGCUUACAAAAUGUACGCUCUACCUCCGAUAUUUACGAAUUGGCUGCAGGAACUUAGAGCUAAAGAAAUAGGUGGCAGCGGCGUGGGCGGCGUGAGCGGCGUGGGCGGCGUGGGCGGCGUGGCCGGCGGGCUGUACUCGCAGAACGUGGUCAUGGGUUCGUGGUGCGCGCCCUACGACGCGCUGCAGCGCCCGCCUGGAUAUGAUGGCGUGCUGGAGGUGUACGAGGACGGCAGCGGGCGCGAGUGCGUGAACUGCGGCGCCAACAACACGCCGCUGUGGCGGCGCGACGCCACCGGCCACUACCUGUGCAACGCGUGCGGGCUGUACACGCGCAUCAACGGCGUCAACCGCCCGCUCGUCAAGCCCACCAAGCGCCUGUCGGCGGCGCGGCGGCACGGCCAGUGCUGCACCAACUGCGGCUCGCGCACCACCACGCUGUGGCGCCGCAACAACGACGGCGAGCCCGUGUGCAACGCCUGCGGCCUCUACUACAAGCUGCACGGCAUCAACCGACCACUGGCAAUGAGGAAAGAUGGCAUACAGACUAGGAAGCGAAAGCCCAAGAAAUCCGGUAGCGCAACAAAACCACCUCAAGACGCAGCCAAGAAAGAAGGACACAGCUCACCUAGUCUAGAUGACAGCAAACCGAGCGUAGCGGAAGUGCCGCUGCCGCUGACGUCGUCGAUGUCGCACGGCGCGGCGGGCAAGCUGCGCGAGCACGAGGCGGCGCACGCGCACGGCGCGCAGCACGCGCAGUACCCGCUGGCGCUGUCGUCGCCGCCGUUCCUGUCCAACCCCUCGCUGUUCAACAUCAAGAGCGAGCCCAGCGCGCCCGCCGCCUACGACGGCUACGCGCACUCCGGCCCGCACUACCACUCGCAGCAACAUUACUUACACGCUCUGCAGUACGGGCUAAGCAAUGGAGAAGAAGAAGAAGGCAGCGGCUUCCUGCACCAGCGGAACGUGACCGCGCACGCCAAGCUCAUGGCGUCCACGUAGCACCUCGCGCCUCGCGUCGUAGCUACCAGUGGAAGAGUAAGGCCGCGCGUGGCGUGGCAGCGAGCGGCCGACUGUGCCAGCCUAACGCACUCCGUGCUUGGUUACACUAUCAAGUUUUUGGACAAUUUUAUGCUCCCGACAACCUGAACAUUUAUACAAGUUCCGCUUUUUUAAUAUUCUUACAAAAAUGAAGAACCUAGAUAUUUACGAAAUGAUGUACAAAGAAUGUUCAACACUACGCCAGAUCAAUUCAGCGAUAUUAUGCUUAGAUUAAUAAUCCGCGAUAUGGCACAAAAUUUCUUAGUUAAUUAUCUCGCAUUUAAGUUGUGUGAUGCGAUACAAGCGAAUAUCCAGUUUUCCAAUGUGAUACAAUUAUUAAUAUAAAAUUAUUCAUUAGUGUAUAAAUAAAUAUGUAUACAUAAUGUACAUGUAUAACUAAUGUCAUUAAUCAUAAUGUUUUAUAUAUUUACACAUAACAUUAUAGUACACAGUGUUAAAAAUUCCAAACCUUUGAUUGUUAAAUCAACAUUUUCCAUUUCAUUACGUUACACCUUAAAAUAAUAAAUACGCCAUGAUUUUUGCAAUAAUUAUACACUACAUGGCACAAUAAACACGAACUUUGUAAAUAAUAUAAUUUAGAUUACAGUUGUAUGAUAUAGGAUUAGAAGAAGGCUGUAUGUAGGCGUAUUACUGACUGAAAUGAAAAUUACGCAAGUAUUAUAAUAUCCUAGUAUAUAGGAAAGAUUGCCUAGUAUCUCAUUUCAUUCCCCACUGAACUAGUCUUACGAUUUCUCAAUAUUGCAUUUCCUUAACCUGGGGAAGAAUAAUCUUCAAUACUGCCUUAUGUAAAUAAACUAGAUCUUAUAUUCUUUAUAAUCAGUAUUCUUAAAUAUUAUCUAAAUAAAUAUUAUACCAAUAUUAUGAACUAUAAUUGUGUUCACUGGCUAUCAGAAAUUUAUAAACUAACAAAUUAUUUACAAUUCUUUAUUAUCUGUACCACUAUAGUCUAUCUCUGUGAGUUCGACUUUUGAACAUGUGAAGUACUUCUAAGUAAAAUAAAUGGCAUUUAUUAAAUAGAUGUAAAUAUUAGUGUUAAGCUAGACAAAAAUUAUACGAAAUAGAUUUAGUUAAAUAGUUUAUUUUAUAUCAACCCUGCAUCGAUUUUAUCACAGAACAUUGCUUUGGCUAAGCCGGGUUUAUAUGGGUCGAUGGUUAUCGCGGGGCAGACUUGAAAAUAGGUCAUGGGAACUGUCGCAGUGUUUAGGCUUGAUCUACACAGAAAUUAAGACGCAGAUUAUGAUACUACAAGUUUCAUCUACUUAAUGGUCUUCUUCAUCAUGACUUAUUAUUAUCUUGCGCUGUGUUUGACUGUGUGUUUAAUGUUUUAAGAUUUCAUUGACUGGUUUGUUAAAAACCUAAAUAUGUACUAAUCAUUAUGUUUCACCCAUUUUAAUAUUACCAAUUGUAACUUGAACCAUGUAAACCCAGCUCAAGUGGGAUGUGACCGAAAAAAAAACUGUACAAAAGGUAAUAAUAACAAAGUCAAAUAAAUAUUUGAGCACA
Molecule: messenger RNA, 2581 nt
Organism: Ostrinia nubilalis (European corn borer)
Lineage: Eukaryota; Metazoa; Arthropoda; Insecta; Lepidoptera; Crambidae
Product: GATA-binding factor A-like
Exons: 7
Coding region: 29-1018 (329 amino acids)
Biological process (GO): positive regulation of transcription by RNA polymerase II; negative regulation of transcription by RNA polymerase II
Molecular function (GO): RNA polymerase II cis-regulatory region sequence-specific DNA binding; DNA-binding transcription factor activity, RNA polymerase II-specific; zinc ion binding
Source: RefSeq, a predicted model, not a curated record